Ciona intestinalis (vase tunicate) is the source of this 2181-nucleotide messenger RNA. NCBI's taxonomy places the organism in Eukaryota, Metazoa, Chordata, Ascidiacea, Phlebobranchia, Cionidae. The record is from RefSeq and is a predicted model, not a curated record.
UCGUUUGCCGUAAGUACAACAUAGAUAUCAUAUGUUAACGUCUCGUUUGCCCGCAACACACAAAACAGUAACCAGUGUCACCUUGGCAUGAGGCAAACCUUUGAGCAGCUUAAGGAGGGAAAUUGUUUGGUGGGAAGCGAAUACAAGAGAGUCACAACCACUGAACUUUGUCCGUGCACUGAUAUUGAUUAUGAAUGUGGUUACGGUUACAUCACCACAUCCUCGGGCUGUAAGAAGGUCGUAGGUAAGGGAUCUCCAAUCGAUGAUAUACGGGAUAUUCUGGACGAAGAUACGACACCUACUAUACCACCUUGUGUGAAUGGGCUGCGUAAAAUGCCAACACAGUACCGAAAAGUACCCGGUGAUCAAUGUCAGAAUGAUCUGGAGGGAAAGUUGUUUACAAUUGUGAAUUGUUCAAUUGUAGUCACCCCACCACCCCCUCCAACUAUCCAUGUUAAACUACUGAAUAAAACCAAUGAAGUCAAGAUUGGAGAAGUUCUACAUUUUACUGCAGUGAGCAACAGUGAGACAGUAUGGUCUGUAAUAAGAACAGCUGAACCAAAAGACAAGAUCACGACACGCCCAGUUAAACGAGAUGAAAUAUCUUUGAACCCAACCAAACCUGGGGCUUACCAAGUUCGAGCUUCCAACCCAAAACAUCCAACUGUGUCGGACACAAUGCUCGUGUCAUUCUGGUACCCGAUUGAGAACGUAUUGAUCUACUGCCCUCCCGUGGUAGAAGUGGACACCCCGUUUAACGCCACAGCGACCCUCGCGACCAAAUAUGGGCUGAGGGGAACGUCAUCUUUGUUGGGGAGAGUUAGUUACAUUUGGAGCACCGAGAACUCAAAUACGUACAAACUGUCGUCGUCCCCCUUGAGAGCAACACCAAUCUAACAGAUGAUCUUCUCACUCAUACGUGGCUUCGUGAUCUUCAAGCUAUGUUUGCUAGGGCUUUGAUAGAAAAACAACUAAUCAACAUCUUACAUGCGAACCAAAUGUUGCAAAAUAAACGAUUCCACCUUUUUAUCGAACCCAACCUUCCACUCACUGCCAAACUUUUAUUCUCGCACGAUAAAGAUGGUCAACCUUCCAGUGAUGCCUUGUUAAAAAUAGCAUCCAUCAUAGAACAAAAGCUUGCUAGAGAUAAAAUAGUUUUGCAUCUACCACACGGAGUUGUACUUACUUCCAAAGUACCUUACAUGAUUAACGCAAAAGGUGUUUACAUUUACAUGAAGAAGUCCGGAACCUCACCCGGGAUCAUCGUCCUCAUCAUAUUACUUUGUGUUCUACUUAUAACGAGCAUUGUGGCCAUGGUCAGGAGAUAUUCGAGGAACUCUCGAUGGAAUAGUUACCUGGGAUCAUGGAAACCCCACUUGAGGUCCUCGCGUGGAAGAUCACAAGACCACACAGCCAUCGUGGACCAAGACCAACUUAUGGAAAACGAACUCGACACCAUGGAUAUAUCAACGACAAUCCAAGGAAACAUGCAGAUAGGUUGAAAACCAUCCAAGCGCGACAUGGUUGAAGAACAAAUAAUAUGAUUUCUAUGUUGUACAGAUACUCGAUAUUUUUAUAGCAUUUUGUAUACUAUUUCUAUGGGUAAUAAGGCGGGUACUUCCUUCGUAUGAAAAUUAAAACCAAAAAUCCUUUAACAAUCUCAACUUCAAGCGUGAAAUAACAUUUUAACUAAAGCAAUUUUUUAAAUACUUUUAUUAUACCCUUUCAAGUGGCGUCUAACAUACACACGUUCUGUAUUUUGUUACUUUUUACCACUUUCACACUUUAUAACAUUGUAAGUAAUAAUUCUUUUUAUAUCACCGACUAUACAAUAAUUUAUUCCAUCAUUCCAUAAAAGAUAAUGUUUUACUAAAAUGAAUUAUUUCAAAAUGCAGUUUUUGUAAAAAAAUUUUUUAAAUACCCGAAAAUAUAAAUAUAUUGCUAAACUGAUUAAUUAAACUCUUGAUUGAAUGCAUUAAUUGCUAUUUUAACAAAUGUUUCAUUUAAAAAUGAUUCUGCCGCAAACGAGUGCCAAUUACAGAUUUCAUAUUUUUUUCAAGCUUUUCAGGUACUGACAUUUUACAGAAGUAUUUUCUUGUUCAUAUACGAUCUCUAUGUUUGGUGCCCAGGCUUAUGCUAUCUGUUGAUUUCGCAAAUAAUAAUAAAAAUGCUUUUGUAUAA